Molecule: messenger RNA, 1566 nt
Organism: Homo sapiens (human)
Lineage: Eukaryota; Metazoa; Chordata; Mammalia; Primates; Hominidae
Gene: POU1F1
Product: POU class 1 homeobox 1
Exons: 6
Coding region: 123-1076 (317 amino acids)
Biological process (GO): regulation of DNA-templated transcription; positive regulation of DNA-templated transcription; positive regulation of transcription by RNA polymerase II
Cellular component (GO): chromatin; nucleus
Molecular function (GO): lncRNA binding; DNA-binding transcription factor activity; sequence-specific DNA binding
Source: RefSeq, marked reviewed
AGAGCCUUCCUGAUGUAUAUAUGCAGGUAGUGAGAAUUGAAUCGGCCCUUUGAGACAGUAAUAUAAUAAAACUCUGAUUUGGGGAGCAGCGGUUCUCCUUAUUUUUCUACUCUCUUGUGGGAAUGAGUUGCCAAGCUUUUACUUCGGCUGAUACCUUUAUACCUCUGAAUUCUGACGCCUCUGCAACUCUGCCUCUGAUAAUGCAUCACAGUGCUGCCGAGUGUCUACCAGUCUCCAACCAUGCCACCAAUGUGAUGUCUACAGUCCCAUCUAUUUUGUCUUUGAUCCAAACUCCUAAAUGUUUGUGCACACAUUUCUCGGUGACAACGUUGGGAAACACAGCAACAGGACUUCAUUAUUCUGUUCCUUCCUGUCAUUAUGGAAACCAGCCAUCAACCUAUGGAGUGAUGGCAGGUAGUUUAACCCCUUGUCUUUAUAAAUUUCCUGACCACACCUUGAGUCAUGGAUUUCCUCCUAUACACCAGCCUCUUCUGGCAGAGGACCCCACAGCUGCUGAUUUCAAGCAGGAACUCAGGCGGAAAAGUAAAUUGGUGGAAGAGCCAAUAGACAUGGAUUCUCCAGAAAUCAGAGAACUUGAAAAGUUUGCCAAUGAAUUUAAAGUGAGACGAAUUAAAUUAGGAUACACCCAGACAAAUGUUGGGGAGGCCCUGGCAGCUGUGCAUGGCUCUGAAUUCAGUCAAACAACAAUCUGCCGAUUUGAAAAUCUGCAGCUCAGCUUUAAAAAUGCAUGCAAACUGAAAGCAAUAUUAUCCAAAUGGCUGGAGGAAGCUGAGCAAGUAGGAGCUUUGUACAAUGAAAAAGUGGGAGCAAAUGAAAGGAAAAGAAAACGAAGAACAACUAUAAGCAUUGCUGCUAAAGAUGCUCUGGAGAGACACUUUGGAGAACAGAAUAAACCUUCUUCUCAAGAGAUCAUGAGGAUGGCUGAAGAACUGAAUCUGGAGAAAGAAGUAGUAAGAGUUUGGUUUUGCAACCGGAGGCAGAGAGAAAAACGGGUGAAAACAAGUCUGAAUCAGAGUUUAUUUUCUAUUUCUAAGGAACAUCUUGAGUGCAGAUAAGAUUUUUCUAUUGUAUAAUAGCCUUUUUCUCCCGUUUCAUUCCUUUCUCUUCCUCAACAAAAACAGAAAUUACUUGGUUGACUUAAAAUCAUUUUAUAUCAAUAGCUUUUACAGAAGCUUUACUUUUCCACUUUUUUUUAAAAAAAAGAAACCAACAAUUUAAAUUAUAUUGAUGUUAUUUACUUAAAAUAAUUAUUCUCAGAAGCCACAUUAUCUAUUUUAAGCCAAAUAUAUUAACAGUAAUAAAAUGAUCUCUCUGUCUCUCCCGCUCUCUUUCUCACACACACGCAGACAUAUGAGUAUGGGUUUAUAAGUUCCUUUUCCAAACAUGUAUAUUAGCUUUUUAACAUGUAAGUCAGUAAUGACACAUAUGUAAAGCACAUCACCAGAAAUAUCCAAUUCAAAAAUUAACCAAUGUUCUGCUUUCUACCAACUCUACUAAUUUGUCUGAACUAAAAGUUUUGAACUUAAGAGCUGGAGGUGUCUUAUA